This is a messenger RNA of Aureobasidium musti, 1515 nucleotides long. The record is from the annotation of a GenBank genome assembly. NCBI's taxonomy places the organism in Eukaryota, Fungi, Ascomycota, Dothideomycetes, Dothideales, Saccotheciaceae.
AUGCUAGCCUCGUUGAUCCAACCUCUACAACUGCCGUCGCCCAACAAAGAUGCCUUUGGCAUAGAAACACAAAGCUCGCGCACAAGGAGCAUGGACAAACUCUUGCAUGACGUCGAGACUCUCUUUGAGGCACCUCUGCGUCCAAGGAGCCUGCACGCCAUGUCAGAACAACUCCAGGCAGAGUUUCGCACAAAAUUACAAGCCUCAAACAUAUGCAUGCUGCCGUCCUUUCACUACGCUUUGCCUACCGGUGCAGAAUCCGGUGACUUUGUUGCCCUCGACGUCGGCGGCUCGACUUUUCGCAUCGCACUCGUACAUCUCAGCGGGAAAGACGCGGCAAAAGAUGGAAUGGACAUCAAGAGAAUGAAGAGCUUUGUCAUAGACGAGCCUAUACGGGACUUGAAGGGCAAGGCCUUCUUCGACUGGAUGGCCGCCAAAAUUGAAGAAGUCCUCGGCUCAGACAAGGACCUUGUUGUUCCAUUGUCCAUGGCAAUGUCAUGGUCGUUCCCAAUUGAGCAGACCUCUACGCGGACUGGUUCCAUCCUGACUAUGGGCAAGGGCUUCUGUGCUACUCACGGCGUCGAAGGCCAGGAUUUGUACGAGCUUCUCAUGGAUUCUUGCAAACAACGCGGUCUCCAAGUACAACUUCAAGCAAUCAUCAAUGACUCUUCAGCCACAUUACUUUCACAGGCCUAUCGAGACCCUUCAACUCGACUAUCACUCAUCCUUGGCACUGGCAUGAACUCGGCUAUCUACCUGCCGGUGUCUGCAUUAGCACAAGAAAAAUACGGCAGUCGCUCAGAGAGUUGGCAUGCAUCUGCUAAAGACGUGCUUGUGAAUACUGAGCUCAGUAUGUUUGGCAGGGAUGUACUUCCAGCUUCAAGGUGGGACCAGUAUCUCAAUGCCACCCACGAUCUUCCAGACUUCCAGCCUUUGGAAUACAGGGUCAGUGGAAGAUAUCUAGGCGAACUGGUGCGCCUCAUUCUCAUCGAAGCCAUCGAGACUGCUGACUUGUUUGGUGGUAUGAUGCCUGCUAAGCUGCAGGAGCCAUACUCAUUGGAUACUGGAACGGUCGCUGCUUUCGAGAGCGACCCGUCUCUCACACUAUGCAGCGCUGCAAAAGCUNUCACAUCUACACAUCCUCUACCAGCAGGCCGCAUGCCUUCGUCUCGGGACCUUUACUUUGUCAAGCAAGUCAGCCGACUUGUGUCUGGUCGUGCAGCUGCUUUGGUCGCGACAGCUGUUCAUGCGCUCUGGUCGCUUCAACGUGGGCUCUUAGCUUCGUCGAACACUGUUGAGACUCAGCUUGCGAGUCAACCUCAAGCGAGAGCAACAGUUGCAUGCAACGGCACGGUGAUGGAAAAGUACCCAGGUUUCCGCUCAAGGUGUCAAGACUAUCUCGACGAGCUGGCUGUCAUUAGCGGCCAGAGCCGAGGCGCCAUAUUGAUCGAGAUGGCUUUGGAGAGUUCAGUGUUUGGUGCAGCUGUCGCCGCUGCAUCGGAAUCUGAAACUUAG